Messenger RNA from Tripterygium wilfordii, 1628 nucleotides. Its product is annotated as protein APEM9-like. The transcript has 6 exons. Lineage: Eukaryota; Viridiplantae; Streptophyta; Magnoliopsida; Celastrales; Celastraceae. Gene Ontology annotation, biological process: peroxisomal membrane transport. The coding region runs from base 357 to 1433 and encodes 358 amino acids. The record is from RefSeq and is a predicted model, not a curated record.
UUGGUUCAAUUUAAUGCUCCAAAUCUGACACACCGUGAGGAAGAAUCUGGAUGCGAGAUUACCCGCAGUAAUUCUUCUCCCUCGUAUCUUUUUUUUUCUGCCUUGGUAUGGAGAAAAGGACUGGGAAAAGGAAAUUGUUGAUUGAUUGGAAUUAAUGUGGGUUCUCUGCUUUCGAUUGCUUAAUACAAAUAUCCAUGCCGUGUAUUUAGUCUCUGUAAUCUGUGUCAAACCAUCUUGAUGGGUAGCGGCUGACGCUUGCAGAGAACAAAAAGACGUACAAGGGAGAAGAAGAAGGUUGUAUUUAUCUUUCUGCACCCGCAACAAUUCCAUACAAAAGAGAGCAGAGAGAGAUAGAGAUGUGUUCAGUGAGUGAGUUAGCUUCAUCAAUUUGGGAAGAAAUUGAGCGUUCUGAGAGCUACCUUGUCUGCUGUAUGUACGAGAAAGCAGCUUCUCUGGCUUCAUCUGUGUUGAAGCAAAUACGAAAUCGUGACGGUAUUGAAGUUGAAUUCGAUUAUGAUGUUCAAGAGAUGGAAGAAUCAGCUGGUAUGGUACUGGUUCAGUCCUUGGAUCAACUUGGCAGGGCAUCUGAAAUUCUAAGUGAGCUCAAAAGAUUAUUCGUUUCUGUUGCAGAUAUCCCUGUUCAAGUUCUUGUCACUGGGGCAUGUUUUCAGAUAGCGGAAGGUUCAUCUAUUGAAGUCAGAGAAUUUCUAGAGGAUUUCCUUAGCGAGUGGAGCUAUGAGGGUGGAGAAUACUAUUUUCUUGUUGGUGUAGUAGCAGAUAUCAGUUCCAGAAAUAAGCGUGAUGGGCAAUUUGUUUUGGCAGUUAAUAGUUAUUUGGAAGUUGUUGAGAUCUAUGCUAUGACACUUAUUGGGACUGUUUUGAAAAAUAUUGACCUUGCAAUUUCCUGGGUUGAGAAAGCUUCACUGCCAGAGGAUAGACGCCAGGAACUCUUGAGAAGGUUACACUCCAUGUAUUCUGUGAGAACCGCCAGUGAAUCACAAACUUCUUCCUCAUUGUUGCCAGCAGAUAUUGGUCACAUUCGCUCUCCUCUUAAAGAAGCAAAUUCAUUGAAUGGAUCACAGGAAGCCUUGAAAUCCAAUCUUCUUUUUAAUAGAGAGAAUAACAAGAAACAAACACUCUCGACAUUGUCCAAACGAGUGGAGCCAUGUUUCUGGUGGUUCCGUAAUAUCACCUUGAAGUUUGGUAAUGUUCGUUUGGUUGUAUCAAAUGGCAAGAUUAUGAUUGGCUGUUUGAUCUUUCUUGUGUUUUACAUUUUCCGGAGAAAACAAGUUACUUUAAAGAGGAUUGUAACAAUGCAAGCUUCAUCCUUGAAGAAGGCUUUGGUGGACCUUUGGCAUCUUGCAUUUUCAUACCAAGUGAAUCCUUUAGCUGCAGUUCAACCUCUUCCUCCUGCGACACGAGGAAACAAUUGAUAAAGUAUUUGUCAGAAUGAAGCUUUCUUCUACAUUAUCUUGAGUUAGAUGGUGCACCGCCUCAUUGACUGCCUUCAUAUGAGUAUCGGGUUCUAUUUAUUUUUCAUGCGUUAUAUUUACCUUGUUAAGUCAUGAUCCCCCUAAUUCUAUAAGCAAGAAACUGAAUUUUUUGAAAUGGGUAGGGCUAAUCCACAA